AUGGAGAGUUCCGAUCGCGCGAAAAACGGGCUUUCUUUGCUCAAGGAAGCAGGCAUGCGGAAGCUGAAUUUUGCUGGCGGAGAGCCAUUCCUCUAUCCAAAGUUCCUGGCUGAGAUGGUGGUUUUUUGCAAAGAUGAAUUACGACUCGAGUCGGUCUCUAUCGUCACAAAUGGAAGUCUGGUGAAGGAGAGCUUCUUUCGACGGUGUGGCUCCAAAAUUGACAUCUUGGCGGUCUCGUGCGAUUCGUUCAACGAGUCUACCAACAUUCAGAUCGGCCGUGGAUCCGGCGACCAGAUCUUGCAGCUAUACAAGGUUGCUUCCUGGUGCAAGAAGUAUGGCAUCAAGUUCAAGAUUAACACUGUAGUAUGUCGACUCAAUUGGAAUGAAGAUAUGAACAGGCAUAUCGAACAGCUUCAGCCUUUUCGUUGGAAGUGCUUCCAAGUCUUGGUCGUUGCAGGGGAAAACGACUCUGGGAAGACACUCCGAGAUGCCCGCAAGUUCAUCAUCACCGAUGAGGAAUAUGACAGCUUUUGCAGACGACACACGACCCAGACGUCACUCGUGCCAGAGUCUAACCAAAUGAUGACCAAGUCGUAUCUGAUUCUCGACGAGUACUUGAGGUUUCUAGACCGCGACGGACGUCAACCAUCUGAAUCGAUCCUUGACAUUGGGGUCAAGAAAGCACUUCGAAGCGUAUACUGGGAUGAGAAGGCCUUUAGGGACCGUGGAGGAGUAUACGACUGGGCCAGACCGACCAGUACGUGUGAUCUAGAUGAACAAGAAUUACAAUGGUGA
Molecule: messenger RNA, 795 nt
Organism: Alternaria atra
Lineage: Eukaryota; Fungi; Ascomycota; Dothideomycetes; Pleosporales; Pleosporaceae
Exons: 1
Coding region: 1-795 (264 amino acids)
Molecular function (GO): 4 iron, 4 sulfur cluster binding; catalytic activity
Source: RefSeq, a predicted model, not a curated record